Messenger RNA from Bactrocera oleae (olive fruit fly), 12461 nucleotides. RefSeq names its product small ovary (gene sov). NCBI's taxonomy places the organism in Eukaryota, Metazoa, Arthropoda, Insecta, Diptera, Tephritidae. Gene Ontology annotation, cellular component: nucleus. The record is from RefSeq and is a predicted model, not a curated record. Gene Ontology annotation, biological process: positive regulation of transcription by RNA polymerase II.
AUGCAUAUAUAUGUAUGUAUGUUAACACAUUCCACAUAUGUUCCAUGCGCAUUUGCUUUUACGCAAUUUCUUUCAUUUUCUGUUUUGCCUUCGUGUAGUGCGGUUGUUUAAUUAAUUUGGUUUUUUGUUCGGUGCGCGAAAGUCAAGAAACAUAAUAAUUAAAACUAAUUUGUGCACUAAUUAUGAAUACUUAUAAGCGUAUUUGAUUUAAGUGUAAUAUAUUUUGGUGAAAUCCUUUAAUAUGUGUGUGGCAAAUAAUUUAACAUUCCUUGCAGUUCAGGCUUCGGCUGCCAUUUUGUGAAAUCCAAAUGAAUUUGUUAUAUUAGAUAUUCAGUUUUAUAUUUCCAAUAAAAAAUGGCUGAUUUCGAUACAAAAUAUAAAGAAAUGCAGAAAUAUCUGCCAUUUCUACAAAAUGUCAUUGAAAAAUUGCGUAGCAGCUCCGAACAAGGUGAUGAUAACCCGCGCAAGGCGCAAUUGAAAAAAAUGGAGGUGCUACACGAUCUGCUGAAAAGUAACAGGAAAAUGUUAAAAAUGGAGACUUUACUGAAAUGCGAAGGAUUAUUAAUAAAACUACAUAGCAAAAUGGAAAGGAUACCCUUUUUGCAGAGUGAUAAUGAGACUUCCAAACCAACUAAUCAAACUUCCAACUUAAAAAAUAAAACCACAAAGUCAAAUACAGAAGUGCCAAGUGAAAAAAAUACAACAGUGUGUAGUGUUGAUAUAGUUGAUAUAACUGGACCAGAGAGUCCGCCACCACAGCCAUUGGAGGAGGUGCCACCUGUAGAAAUACCUACAGAGAGGCGUUGUUCACCAGUGCAUGAUAUAAAAUCGUCCAAAUCCGAACACCGCGAUAAACACAAACACAGUUCAAAGCAUAUUGAACGUAAUUAUAAGCAUCACAGUCAGCAUCAACAGGAGCGCCAUCACUAUCAUACUCAAUCACAUGAGCAAAGUCAUCAAAAAAUAAAUUUUAAUAGAAAUGUUGAUAAAAGUAAAGAACAUCCAAAUAAUGCAUCAAACAUUUUUCAUAGACGCCGUAUGGGCGCGGAAAGUGCGACUGAUGCAACAAACGCAGUUAACGGUAAUAAAUGCCAAUUCGAUCCGUUAAGAAAUCGCGAUCCGCGCGCAUCGAAUGCAUUUACCCACGAAAUAUAUUCACCCGAAGAAUGUUGGGAUACCACGCCCUGUAGAAACAGUAAUGCAAAUCACACUACAGUUUCAGCCAUUCACGAUACUCCCAAAAGUUUGCGCGAGCAGACAUAUCACGAGACGAUAUUUAAUUUUAAGAAAAAUGUGCCGAAACCGACUGAAAUGUUUUCACGUGUACGCAAUCUUGAACAACCAGUUGCUGUGUCCAACAAAAGUGCACCCUUUUCAAUGCCUGUCAAAGUGCCGACAAUACCGGAUGUGCUGAAAAGUCCACCAUUGUCGGCUAGCGAUAUCUCGGACUUACUGAAUGAAAGUGGUGGAAAAGGAACACCAAGUAUCUCAGAGAUUGGUAUACGGCGUCCAGUAAAUGCCACAGUUUCUAAUAGCACUGGCACAACCGAUCAAAUAUCGCCCAUGGAAGCAGCAACACUGGAUAAAGUGCGCAAAAAAUUCGCAAUUGUUACCAAAAGUUCACGAGACAGUCCGGAUGUGCAGAAAUCGCCAGUUACAACUACGGCCAAAGAAACAGCAACAUUGUUACCAAAAGAACGUAUAGCUUUAAAAUAUAAUCCACACCCGCGGUCAGAGCGUAAUACAUUAUCGGCUAGUAGUAAUAGCAGUUGUGGUAGCGACACACAUGUUGCACAACCAGUUGAUCCACGGUUAAAUUAUAAUCGCUUUAAUAACGCUGGGAGUAAUUUGACAGCGAUCAACACGUCAAAUACAUUGAACUCAGCCGCGCCACAUGACCCCAGACUACGGAAUGUCGCCGCUACAAGCAUGACUUCCAGUCUCUAUAAACAAUCACAGAAUCCACAACAACAGCCCGCAUUUCUGCCGAUUAAGACAAAUUCCACAGUAGUGUCACCGCAGAUCAAUUCCCCAAACGUCAAGCCACCAGUAAAACAGUCCCACAUACCCAGUUUAUUAGAUGUUAAAGUGAUGGAUCCACGCGUGCCGUACAAUGCAAGCUUCCCAAGCACACCAAUAGAACCAAGACAACACAUGGUAAAUAAUAUGCCAGCAAAUCAAAAACAUGUGGGUAUAUUUUCACGCAGAGAUUUCACUGUAAAGAACUAUGGCGAUGUGCCGGCACCGACUACACUAGAACGACCCACGAUACAGAGAAGCAAAAGUGGUUAUAGCAGUGAAGAGAACUGGGACUCGGAUCCGGAUACGCCAGCUGUACCAAAAGCAGUCAUACAGUCACCGCAAGCUACACAAAUUCAACCAUUCACAGAACUGUUGAAGGCAACGGAAGGACAUGUGGAUGCAGGUGCUCGAACUGUCAAACCACCAUUGUUACCUACACCGAUAUUCGCACGUAAAAAUAGUGGUAACGGCUCAAUGCCACCGCAUAUCGUAAACCCGCAUUUUCAGCAACAUUCCAAAAAUGUGCCGCAGUAUUCCACUAAUUGUAAGUUUAGCGCCUUGCUGAACGAUAAAACGGAACGUUCGAAAUAUUUCGAAUCGAAAAAACAAAAGAAAAGUGCGCCACGUACCUAUGUUGAGUAUAAGCAGGCGAAGGCGCGUGCUGCCGCAGAAGAUGCAGCCAGGAAAGCCGCCGCUGAGAUCACAAAACCGCCAAAUAUAACUACCAAAGAUAUUGGUGAAGUGAGUGAAGUUGAUAGCAGUGUGUUAGCGAAGCUUUCAGAACAUCCACCUGUCGCCUCAACAUUGGACAAAUUAUAUCGUAGCACCGACUUUACUAGCACCGAAUUUCCCAAAGCCAAAACUAGUUUUAAAAUACCAAAGAAACCUGUCGAAAAAGCGUCAGAGAAAACCGAAACAGAGCCGAAAGCUGAUGUUGAGAAAAAGGAAGAUGUUAAAGAAAACAGCAAUGGGUCUUUAGUGCCGGAGCAAUCAAAUAAAGAUCAAACUAUUAACAAGCCGACAGCUGUGUCCAAUGCCAAAACAGAGGAUAUUGCAACUACAACACAAGACGAUAAGAAGAAAAUUGAAAAGAAGUUGCAAAUACCAAAGAAAGCUCAGGAUAGUGUCAGCGAAAAGAAGCAGGGAAAGAAAGAUAAUAAAGCAAGUGCUAAAAAAGAAAGUGUGGAUAUAAGCAUUAAAAGCAGUGAGAAAGUGAAGAAUAAACCUGCAACCAAGCGUGGGGUGCAAGCUAAAUCACAAACCACAACAACGGCAGUUGAUGCAAAGGCAGAAAUUAACGGUAAUGCAACUGAAGAUGUCGUAGAAAACAUUACGCCUAAGACUGUCAAAGAAACGGAACUUAAUAAUAAGAUUGCACAUAGUAAUGGUUCUUCCGAAGAAGCAACAAGCAUUACAAAUGAACCGAAAGAAACGAAUAAAAAGAAAAAUACUGUUCAGGUUAAUGCCGCUAUUGGAUUAGCUACUACUAAUACAAGUGAUUGCGAUAUGGACAGUGCAUCGAACCUGAUUUUAAAGAGUGUAGCAAAAGCCGAAUGUAGUGUGACAAACAAUAUGCCAACGAGAGCAGACGAGCUUGUAAGUCCGUCAACAGCUUUGUUUUUGAAAAGCCUACAAAGUUUCGGGAAACCUGCGCGUAUACUAAAGCGUCGUAAUACGAUGAUGGUUCGAGGUAGUUUACCCGAAGUAGAUAAAGAAAAAAUCUUUCCCAUAAAAUCAUUGGUUUACGAGGAUAUUCAGGGAGCUAAAGAAGAAGAGCUUCGGAAGGAGAUUGACGCUAAAAUGCCUAAAAUUAACAAAUGUCUCGCUGAAAUUUUUCAAAAAACCGAUGAUAAUUGCAAGGUUUCAACACAAAAUAUUAUUUCCGGUAAACGGCGUACACGCACGAAUGUUAAUUUCAAUGAAGUGCAGCGUUCGUUAGAAAUCUUUAACCACAAGCGUCGCAGCGAACCGUUAAAGCAGCCAGUCGAGAAGGCGUCACCAGUAGCAAUAAAGAAGAAGGUAUCCCCUAAAGGCAAGAAGGGAACAAAAGGCAAGACAAAGCUUGAGACGAAUGUCAAUAAUACAUGUGAAGAAGAGUUAGCUGAAGCUGAGAACCUAGAACAAGCGAUUUUAGUGAAGGCAGAGAAGAAACCAGCGAAGCGUAGAAGCGUCAAGGUUAUAAAAUGUGAACAGGCGUUAGAAGCGACAGAGCCUAAUAUAGCAUAUGGCGACAACGAAGAAGCAGCCACGGUUAAUAUAGUAGAGAAGUCAGUUAAACCCAUCAGUAGAAUUGGCGCUAUAAUGGAUGAAGAUGCACAAAAACGUCAUCUGUUGGAGAGUUUCGUGCAGGAUAUACUAAAUCCCAAGAAGGACAAAGCGCAAAUAUUCAGUUUGUUAUCACAAAUACUGAGCGAAGAUAACCUAAAAUUCGUAAAAGAAAUCGUGGAGAGCGCAGCCGACAAAACUGCAACCCCAAACGAAGAAGUAAAUGAAGAGGUGCUUGAAGAAGAAAACAAUAUAGUUCCCAGCGACGAAGCACUUACGGUGAAUAAUACCGAUUCGACAACUAUAAAUGACAGCACAGAAAUUGUGUGUGCAACAAAACCGACUAAAGGCAAAGGAAAGAUAAAGAAAAAGAACGAACUAGAUCGUCUAAACGAAGAUAUACGCACCAUGUUCAUCAGUCAAGGCGUGUUGACGGCCACCGGUCGCCGAAUGUGCACUUUAGUCGCUGCCGCCGAAGAAGCAAACAAAGCAGAUGUCAGUGUGGAUAACAAGUCGCCUCAAGACAAAGUGACAGAAAACGAAGUAAAAUGUAAAUCAUCAAUUAUUCCAACCGGCAAUGAAGUGCCGCGUAUACGUAAAUCUAAGGUCGUACUAAAGCCAAUAGAUUUCAAAGAAUUUCAAAAAUGCGCAGAAACCGAAAUGGUUGAUGCAAUCUCUGACAAGACGGCACCAAGAAAAAUGCCUGUACUCAAACCCCAUACACCCAUAAAACAAUCGGAAGUAGAUGAUGAUAGCGAUGAAUUAGCUGAGCUACCGCUAGCUAAAAAAAUCAAACUAGAUAUCGACGUGAAGCGGGUAAAGCCCGGGCCGAAAUGUAGUAAAAAACAACCGAUUGCCUUAACAUCCGAUGACGACAUAACCGAUGUUGAAGAUAAUAGCGAUAAAAAAGUUACUCUGCCUUUGACGGAGAAAUCCACAACUUCUACCAAUGCUAAAACGAAAUUAACGUUGAUAAAGAACACAAAUAAGGAAUGGCAUUCGCAAUCCAAGUGGGUUAAAUUUUGCUUGUUGUGUGACAUCAAAAUAAUCUAUCCGGCCACACAUUACCUGCGGCUACACGAUGAAUUUUACGCUGCACGUUUGGCGCCCAAUAUAUUGGAAAAACUUAAUGCAGGUGAAAUGACCAAGCCUUAUUUCGGUGUAAGUAACAAGAAAAUAAUAACCUGGUUCUACCGCUGUCCAUUUUGUUUGGAACAUAAACGCAUGAAAAAGCCCAACUGGAUAGAGCAUAUAAAAACGCAUACGGGUGAAUACAACUUUGAGUGUAGCAACUGUCAUCAACCUGGCGCUAAAGGCUGGCAACUUGAAAAACACAUCAAAACAAAUUGCAUUGGUGCGACAGUUAUGCGCAAGUACGUGACGCCAACUGAACCAGUGCUGCUUGGGCAUGUCUGUCAGUUAUGUAAUUUCAUACAGUUGAGGAGACAAAAUAUCGAUAAUCACCUCGUUAAGCAACAUGACAUUGCAAAAUCGAAAAUCGCCAAAAUGUGUCAUACAAUUCAACUGUUCGAUACUAGAGAUGUGAGAAUAAUCGAUAAUUUGAGUGCGGUAAACUUAGAAGCGAAAAUAAUAAACGAAGGUUUAGAUAAGCUAGACGACACGGAUACUUCAAACACGGCAACGCCGCUGCAAGCUGUAGCAGCAAAGAGCAAAGAUGAAAGUUUCGACAGCGAUGAUAUACCGAUUGCACAAAACCUGCAAUGUAAUAAAACUGCUGAAGCUCAAAAAAUCGCUGUGGAGCGCGCUUUAAGCUCCAAUAUAUUUGUGCCUACACGUGAGACUAACGAGUCGCCGACAAUGAAUAAUUUUGCACAAAGUUUAUUCACAAAUGAACAAGAAGCCGUUGGCAUAGAUUGCUCAGCUGCGGCUGUAGGUUCUAGCGGCAUAUCGAUUGCUGAACGUUUAAGUCAAAAGUUUAAGAGCAUACAAAACGGUAAAGCGAACAUAAUGGCUAAUGCCAGUAACAUCUUGGAAACACCAAACGCAACUGCCAGUACCAAUAAGGUUCUGGAAGCACCAAAUACAACUGCCGCUGAAGCAAUUGAGCAAGUAGCAUUUACGCAAAAUACAGUUGAUGAGUCUACUGCCGCAUCGAGCAAGGAACUCGAGAGUACAGCGCUACCAGAUCAGUUCAACUCAUCAACCGAAUCAGCGUUCUCAACAAACGAUGUAGGCAUAACACCGGAGUACACGCAGCCGGCAUCAGGUGAAGUAGUAGCAGUUGCGACAAGUGAGCGUGUAACCGAUUCACCCGUUGAAGACGACGAUGACAAUUGGGAGGAUAUUGAAAUUACAGAGUCUGCGCCAAGCACCACAUCAUCAACGGUUUCAGCAGCCUCAAGCACGAAUAACAAAAUUGGUAAAGCUAAAAAUAAGAAUGUGUUGCAUAAGCUUAAUCGACUGUAUGCAACGAAUAAUAAGCUAAAGAAGAGCUUGACUCUUACGAUUGGAAAUAGAAAGAAAGAAGAUAGGAAGGAGUCGACGGCUACCAAUCUAGCAAAUAAAGAGCAUGCAGCAGCGACUGUUGUCCUAAGUGUGGAUAAAACCAAUGAAGCUAUAACCGAAGGCUUAGCCACAACCAAAGUCACUUCAACAGACACCAUUACACCCGCAUUAUUAACUACAGAGGCGACAGUUACGACGCCUACCACCACAGUAUCGCAAUCAACUGCACUUGUAGCGCCAGCUACAACUACAAGCGCCGUGUCAGAAAAUGAAAAUAUAACUGUAGCUACGACAACACCUAAUGUUGCAUCAAAUCUCGGUUUUCGCCCAUUAAUUACAAAUCUGGAUGACUUAUUGCCCGACUCACCAUGUAAUGAUCCGAUAGAUCUGGUGCCCGAACUAACACCCAUGGAAUCGCUGCAAGAUCUCUGUGAUGUUUCAUCUAUUCUCAAUUCCGAUUAUAUGUCCGAUAAUUGGUUGACAAAUACAACAACUUCAAAUAUAAAUAACGAUAAUAGUCAACAGGCUAACAUGCAAGAGGCUUUAGAUUUCGUUAAAGAACAACAAAGUGUACAGAGUAAUGUCAAUACGAUCGCUCCAUUGAUGAUAUUGCCAACCAUUCAGCGCAUACAAAAUAUCGGCUUUUCGAAGUCGAUGGAUGAUAACACAUACAAAUUUUAUUGCCUCUCAGACAACUGUACUUUUCUCUAUUCAAGUGAGUUGAUUGGACUCGAGAGUCAUUUUAGUUGCGAGCAUGCGCAAACUACCUGGAAUGGCUACUGCCACAGCUGUAAAGCCAAUGUUGAAUGUGACGAUGCGACUGCGGAUAGUAGACUACCACUUUCUGCCGAACUAGCUCACUUGCGUUCAAAACACUCGACUGCCACGAGCACUGCACCCGUUUUACCAGUUGUAGACGAGUUGCGGCAACCAUCUAAAUCUAAUUCCCCAGCGCUGGAUGAAGACAGGCCACGUAUUAAGAUUAGACGAUUGACGGGUGAUUGUCUUUCAACAACGCCAACCCCUAACUCGAAUCAAAGCCCAAAGUCAGUUUCGACUUUUGAUGAAAACGCACAGCUUGUUGAAUUGACGCCCACAGAACCACGUUUGGUAUCAACGGUUACAACUUCGUUCUUAAAUCAGUUACCAAGUACAGUGGAGCAACCACCUGUUGAGAAUAGACAUUUUGAAAAUAUAGGUGUUCAAGCUAAUGCUUGUGCACCUAAUGUCGUAAUGCCAAACACAAACGCGCCAUGUACACUACAAAUCGCCAGUGUGGUUAGUUUGCAAGAUAAAAAAUUUUCCAAUCCAGUCGGAUCGGCUGGACCGCUACCAGUAAUCUCAAAUGUUUGCAGUUUAAAUUCCCGUUCCGUAUCGUCACCAGUCAAUAAUGCCGGUUCGCUUUGGGCUCAGCACAUAGUGGACGAGCGUGCCGAACUGGAACGUUCGGCCGCUGAGUCUCUGGAAGUAUCGCGUAUAUUAUCCAAUGCCUACGCGAAUAAACAUUCAGAGAGCAACACAGAAGCUAAUGCAACACGUGACGUCACCGAUUCACCUGAACCGGAAGUGGUUGCUGAAACCUUGCCGGUCGCACAAGCCACCAGCGGUAAUUACCUGAUAACUCAAACAGUUUCAGCGCAAUACGUUGAAGGUCGCUUGGGUUUCAAUAUAUCGAUUGCGAACAAUCCUUCAAAGCGCUCAAGCCGUUCGGACUCGGGUAGCAAUACCAGCACAUCAUCGGCUAUUGUCGCAACGGUACCACAAUUUAAAUGCAUGGCGAAUGGUUGUAAAUACCAGACGCGCUUGCCCGUAGCCAUGGUCGAUCACUUACAUUUCCACGAUCGCCAGAACUUUAGCGCACAUCGUGAAUAUCUGCGCUGCUCGCAAUGCACAUUUUUGGCUGAAGAUGUAGAUGGAUUUGUGCAGCAUACAGAACAAAAGCACGGCAUGUUCAUGCGUAGCUCUACCGAUACAGAGACUGUGGCAGAUAUUGCUGGUAAUACGGAUAGUGAUGGAAGUCAACAAAUCUCCGUUGGUAAUACAAGUACAAAUAAGAAUACAAAUAAUAAGCAAGGAGAAGGAAUGCUUCAGACUUUCACACAAGAGACAUGGGAGACCGCUUUGAAGGAAAUUGUUGCUGCAACUGGUGUACCAGACUUUAAACUUUAUCGCUGCACCGUUGAGGACUGCAGAACCAAAUUGACAGAAUCCAGUUUCUUUUCACAUGUUGUUUAUCAUUUAUCAACACUUGGACAGAACAAUGUGCAUAACCGUACAUUUAAGUGUCCACACUGUAGCAGUGUCUUUCAUAAGCCACAAAAGAUCAAGUCACAUAUCAAAACACACGGUGUGCACAAGUACUUCUGUUAUCUCUGCACCCAAACCUCCAUCAACGUCGAACAGAUGUACAAACACUUCGAGGAGAGACAUUGGCAUUCCAAGAAAUUACGUUCCACACCGUUACCUUAUAAACAAAGUUCCACCACAAUGUUCUAUGUGAUUUUUACAACUCUACUGAGUAAAUAUGAAAUUCAACAAUUUCGCGAGAAAUUAAUUGCCGAAUGGCAACGUAAAAAAUCGAGCGCACGCACACACUUUAAGCCGAGUGAAAUCGGUUUAUUGCCGUUGACGCCAAUAUUUUUUAAAGAUUUGAAUUGUGCCAUUUGCGCGUAUAAAACAAAAGUGCGUACAAAUUUGAUGCGUCACUUGCAAAUGCACACCGACGACAGCAAUAACGGCGCGCAGCCUGUGGCCAAUGUGGAUCCCGUCAAUCCAGUGCCAUGCCUGAAUUCAAGUGAGAAACACUUCGAUAAAAUGACAAAUUUAGCUUCAUCCUCACUAGUGGUCGGCAAUACGGCCGCAAAUGCCACGAACGUUGCAAAUGGCGGCGCUAACGGCAAGUAUAAAUUGGCUUAUGAGUACGUACCGGAUACGAAACGUUUCACUUGUGGCGUCAGUAAUUGUCAAUAUCUAACAAUAUCAGAUGAUAUCUUUCGUUCGCAUUUAAAUGCAUUGCACAGCGAUAUUUCGUUUUAUAAUUGUCCACAUUGUAAGGAAGAGAUUUGCAAACGUGGCCUGUCAGUUGACCGUAUUUUGAGCCAUUUACGUUUUCAUGGACCGAAAUUGUAUAUGUGCGACUCCUGUGGAUAUAUGCAUUACAUGAGAACUGUGGUUGAACGGCAUGUACGACAGCACGAUGUACAACCGCCGCAAUUCGUGAAGGUGACCGAGUGCGAUCGAACGAAAGAUAAUUUAGCCAAGAAAAUCGAUAACACAUCAACUACCACAUCGAUAGCGCAACCAGUCGCUGAAACCGAUACACUGAAAUCCAAAUGUAAACAAAAGUGGGCAUGCAAUUUAUGUGGUCACAAAACAAUGACACAACAACAAAUUAUGGCACAUACAUCAUCACAACAUUCGUGUAAAAAUCAAUAUCAAUGUAUGCAUUGCAUAUUUAAUGCAACACAACUAGUACAAGUAAUGUCACAUGUCGAUGAGAAACACCCGGGUAAGAAGCGUGAAGCGCGCUAUGUGUUUGAAAAAUUGGAGGGCAAGGAAGAGGAUAGUAAUAAUGUAAAUACAAUUGAUACACGCCCGCUCUGGCAAAGGGACGAUCCCACACGUGUACGUCACAUACGCGGCAUACUAAUGGAAGAUGAAGAAGAGUCGGAGCGUUAUAGAAAGCGUUUACGUUUGGAUGAUAUUGACGAGAUAUUGGAAAACGAUGAUGGCGAUGAGAAUAUAAAUUUAAAUCAAUUUGGACUAAUUUGCUACUAUUGUUAUGCCCAAUGCGCAAGCCCUAAAGAACUCUUUGAGGCACAUUGGCAAGCAACGGUCUGUACGAAAUACGAUGCGAAAAAACCGUUGCGCUUUCGCAUUAGCACCCAACUUAAAUGUGCACAUUGCCUUUCGUUUGUCGGCAAUAGUCUUCAGUUAGUGGAACAUAUGAAGGCGAUGCACAAGGCAACCAAAUAUUUAGCCGCAGAUCCACAAGCCAUUGCCGCUGGUUUAACCUGUGGUCAUUGCGCGUAUCGUGGCCAAACAUUGCCACAUUUAGCACAGCAUACUACGCGUUUGCGUCACAAACCGUUCGAUCUGAAAACCAUGUCAAUUGCACAGUUAGAAAAACUGAAAACUAUCGGUACACCUUUAAGUUACGUGCAAUGCCUCAGCUGCAUGGAACUGCUGGCCGAUCAAAGUGCCUUCGAGGCGCAUGUCUUGGAGCGCGCUAAUGAGUGCGAUAUGAAAUCGCAAAAGAUCUUUAACAAGCUGAUCUAUUCUUGUGCGUUUUGUCCGUAUUCGUCACAACAGGAAAUGACCGUAUUACGUCACAUGAUCGAUCAUUAUAGCGGCUUUAAGCGUUGUUGUUUUUGCGCACAACCGCAAACAACAUUCAAUGGUUACAUGCAACACUGCUACUCGGAUCAUCGCGAGGAGAUCAAAAAGUUCUGCACAAUAUAUACCAUUAUAGAAAUUAGUAAAUUCUUACAACAAAUGCUGGUAAUAUUCCCAAAUGGUCUAACCAUCGACUUGUACAAUCUACGUUUAACUCAGUGUCUGAAGGAGUACGGCAAUAAGCAUAUAAAGCAACUGUAUGAGGAAAUACAAAAAACCUCACAGCAACCGCCUAUACCGCGCUUAUCUCUAGGCCGGCUGGUUGCAAAGAAAUGUAGCGAAGCAAAACAGUCAUCAACAGUAACGCCAGAAAGCGCAUCUGCCUCAACGGCGGCCGCUUUACAGCUUGCAGGCAACAAUGUCAGGGACCUACAAACCGCCUUCAAAGCGCAAAAGAUUAUGAAACGCCGCAGCACAAUUGCAUUGGGCAGAGACGAGACUGCAAUUACACGUUUUACAAUGAAUGCGACUGCGAAUGAUGUUACUGCAGCGCGUCUGUUCAAUGGGAAAAAGCGCAAAUUGCAACAUAACCUGGAUUUACUGCCACCACCCGCUCCCAUGCUUACCUUCACAGCUGCCACUGACAGCAUUGAUAUUGAUCCGUUAAGUGUGAGUGACAAUGAAAUGGCACAAACAGAGCUGCAACCGUUCAGCUAUUAUGGGCAGACACCCGAACCAGUGGAUUUGAAUAAAAUAUUCAUCAAAAUUGCUGCAGCCAAUACCGUGGAGACUAGCAUCAAUAUAUCUAAAUUCAAAUUGCUGUACAACAUAGCGCCGCGUGUCCUGGUGACACCAACCGAUAUGACAAAGUACCGCAAGCUAAGUGUGAAACAAAAGUAUAUUAAACCAUGUCCGGCGAGUCACAAAAUCAGGUACGCUUGAGCGGUGUAAAUAUAUAUACUCCUAUACAUAUAUGUACGUACUUAUAUAUGUAGUAUAUAAAGUUAAUUAUGAGAUUAGCUUCACUUUAAGGUGAAUAUGUGGUUUCGUGAUAAUUUUAAGCAGCUAAAGAACCAUGUAACAAAGUUUGAAAGUGAAACUACUCGUAAAUGCAUUGGAAGGCUAAACUACGCUAUGGAUAAUACGUAUAAGCAAGUAACAAGCAAAUGUGAAAUAAGUACUUUAAAAAAGUUACUAACGUAAAUUAUUUAUAUAUCAUUUAAAUUCCUAUUAUUAUUAUAGUAUCGCGCCAAGAAAAGACUUACUUAAUGUAAAUACAGCCUAGGAACUGAUUAAUUAUAGUGAACAUUAGAAAGACAUGAAAGUAACACAAUUAUAUUUAAGUGAAAGGUAUCGUGAUUAUUAACAAUUAA